ACUCUCAUUACAGAACAGCUGUGGAGGACCGACAGGAGGCAUGACAGAGGAGAAAUGUCCCCAGCUGGUGGACUACUUUGUAGUGGCAGGUCUCGACCCUGCGGGGCCCUGGAGGCCCCUGGACGAGGAUGGCAAGACCUCCACCUCUUCCUCGACAUCCUCCUCCUCGUCCUCGAGCCGGGCAGUGGAGCCGGUGACGGACCUGGUGGUGAUCGCCCGGGGACUUGGGGAGGAGGUGCCGGAAGGCUUCACCUGCAUCGAGAAGACACUGGGUGGACACUCGGCCGAGCUGAGCGCUGGCCUUAUCAACAACCCACACCUGUUCUUGUGCUACCGACGAGGACGGGACAAACCGCCCAUACUGGACCUGGGGGUUCUGUAUGAGGGGAAGGAGCAGCUAAAGCAGGGCUGGUACGUCAUCGAGACCACUCCCUACAGCCGCUCGGCCAGCCUGAGCUCUGGCGGCGGUCCGACGGCCCACCGGGUUUUCCUGACGUACCGGCGAGCUCUGGACUCACAGGGCCUCCACACGCUGGGCGUCACCGACAUCGCCCUGCUGCUGCCCAGCAAGGGGGAGGUGGCGCCGCACACCUUCUGCAGGGUCGACAAGAACCUCAACACUGGCAUGUGGGGUCCAGGUCUAUAUGUGUGCUACAAGAGAGCUGUGGCCAAAGCUAACGCCCUGGUGUACGAAGCCAGUCUGAUCAGCCGCUACCCAGAGGACGACCUGGAGGCCUUCCCUCUGCCCGAGUCGGUGCCCGUCUUCUGCCUGCCGAUGGGCGUCACCGUGGAGAGCUGGCCUUUGAACACCAAGUACCAGCUGCCCGUCUUCUCCACCUUUGUCCUCACCACUGCCUCCGGGGACAAGGUGUACGGAGCUGCCAUCCAGUUCUACGAGUCGUUCUCCAGGGAGCUGCUGUCGGAGCGGCAGAGCGUCCGGCUCGGUCUGCUCAGCGUGGUCGACCGGCGGCCGAUAACCAGCCGCACCCUGCAGGUGAAGAAGAGCAUCUGCGUCCUCUCACACUGGCCCUUCUUCACCGUCUUCCAGAAGUUCCUCACCUUCGUCUACAGAUACUCCAUCUCCGGGCCCCAUGUCCUGCCGAUAGAGAAACACAUCUCCAGCUUCAUGCACAACGUCCCGUUUCCAUCACCACAGCGUCCUCGAAUCCUCGUUCAGCUCUCUCCGUACGACAACCUGCUGCUCUGCCAGCCGGUCUCCUCCCCACUCCCACUCAGCGGUGCAAGCUUUCUGAAGCUGCUGCAGAACCUCGGUCCAGAGAACGCCUGCACGCUGCUGCUCACCGUCCUCACCGAACAAAAGCUGCUGCUGCACUCGCUGCGACCCGACGUCCUCACAUCCGUCAGCGAAGCCCUCGUCUCUAUGAGCUUCCCCCUGCUCUGGUCCUGCCCCUACAUCCCGCUGUGUCCGCUGCAGAUGGCCGACGUGCUGCUGGCGCCGGUGCCCUUCAUCGUGGGCGUCCACUCCAGCUACUUCGACCUGUACGACCCCCCAACCGACGUCGUGUGUGUUGACCUCGACACCAACACCAUCUUCCAGUCCGAGGAUAAAAAGCCGUUGUCAUGGCGAUCGUUACCCAGGAAGCACGGCAAGACUUUGUUCAACACCCUCACCAACCUCCACAAGACGCUGGAGAAGAUUUGCACUCCCGGCCAAGAGGAGGCGACGCUGGAGUUCCUGCUGACCGACUACGAUCAGAUCUACCGCCGUCAGAAGCAGCUGGAGCUGGAGAUCCAGGAGGCCUUCCUGCGCUUCAUGAGCUGCCUGCUGCGAGGAUACCGAACCUUCCUGCUGCCCAUCACGCAGGCGCCAUCCGACACCGCCACCGACUGCAGCUCGCUCUUCAACCUUCAGGGUUUCCUAAAGUCUCGCGAUCGAACGCAACAGAAGUUCUACACUCAGCUGACAAAGACUCAGAUGUUCACUCAGUUCAUCCAGGAGUGCUCCUUCGUCAGCGACCGGCACGCCUGCCUCGAGUUCUUCGAUGAGUGCGUCCAGAAGGUGGAUGUGGAGAAGCCAGAGGAGGUGAGGCUGGUCGACCUGGACGAGACUCACAGCGGAGAACACACCGUGUUCAUCAUGCCUCCUGAAGAACCGCAGGAACCCGACGGGUCCGAGUGUCCUGCCCUCUACAGUUAUGAGACUUUCCCCACCCUGAAACCAGAGCUCUUCGAUCAACCCCAGGACCAGCUAAGAGUCCCGACCAAAGGCAGCGCCCCCAGCAGCCCCGCUCCCCGACGCACCAAACAGGAGAUCAAACUGGCCCAGAAGCGAGCUCAGAAGUACUCAGCGGUACCGGACAUGUGGUCCAAGUGCCUACUGGGUCACUGCUACGGCCUCUGGUUCAUCUACCUGCCCACCUUCGUCCGGGCCGAGACCGCCAAAGUACGAACCCUGCACACGGCCUACGAUGUCCUCAAACACAUGGAGAACCGGAAGGUGGUGCUGCCGGACGAGGUGUGUUACCGCAUCCUGAUGCAGCUGUGUGGUCAGUACGGUCAGCCGGUUCUUGCCGUUCGAGUCCUGCUGGAAAUGAAGAAGGCUGGAAUAACUCCCAACACCAUCACCUACGGAUACUACAACAAGGCAGUGCUGGAGAGCAAGUGGCCGUCCACCAAUCAGGGUGGACGUCUCCGCUGGGCCAAGCUGAGGAACGUCCUAUUGGCUGUGGCCCAGUUCAGGCAGCCAAUCAAACGGCGGCAGAAGAGUGGCUCCGUGGGGUCGCGAGGAGAAGCCAUGAUGGACCCUGAUCAGAGGCCCCGCCCCCACUCAACUCUGAUUCGUCAGUCCAGCUGGAGCGGUCUGAGUGAAAGCUCCAGUCACGAAUCUCUGACCGGACCGUUGGUGAAGAGCAACAGUCUGAACAGCAUGAAGACGCCGAACGACAAGGUCAAACUCUGUCAGAAGACCAUCCUCCGUAACGCAGGGACCAAUGGCUGUGAGGACGCCGUCUCCCGUAAACCUCCUUUGGGUCGUCGAGAUGCCUCCACACCUCCUCCAGCGCCUCCCUGUGGAGUUCUGGUCCGGCGGAGUGAGGUUUGCCUCUCCAACUUCUACAAAGAGUGCGCAGAAUCGGCAGACUCUGAGCUGGACUGCAGCUGUCAGCCUGCAGAGAGGGAUGGCAGACCUGCUGCAACGCGAGACUCAGGCGGCAGGAACAAAGGCGUAGAUGAGAAUUACAACAACGUGUCGUCCCCGAGUCGAGGAGGGCUGGCAGGGAAGUUACAGCAGCUCCUCACGCCGACCAGACACAGAGUGUCGGUGCGACGAGCCGCCAGUGUGGACGACCGGCGACCGGGAGGAGGAGGAGGAAUCGGUAGGAGAGUGUCGGAGCAGAGGCAGUCCAGGAAAGCUCAAGUGGCCGAAACUCUGCUGAAAGCCAAGGAGAGGCUGGUCAGCGCUACCUCAGAGAGCUCGCUGUCUGUAGGAAGCGACCUGGACCUGACAGACACACCUAGUCCAGCCUAUCCACUGCGCAGGUCCUGGGACGCCAACCAGGAGGGUGCUGGGAUGGAGGUGUUGAUGUCCAGCUGCUCUCUGUGUCGCAGCUGCAACUCGCUGGUUUACGACGAGGAGAUUAUGGCCGGCUGGACGUCAGACGACUCCAACCUGAACUCGUCCUGCCCGUUCUGCUGCGCCUCCUUCGUGCCCUUCCUGAAUGCUGAGAUCUGCGACCUCGGACCCAUCAGCAGUGCUGAACGCAGUAACUGGAACAUGGAGGACGAGGUGGAGAACGCCGUCCGGCCCCCCAGUGUUCACGACGCCUCCCCUCGACCACAAUGCAAUGGCCUGAGUGAGGACUCCAGCUCUGAGACCAGCAGCUACUCUGAUACUAGUACCUGGGGUUCGUCGGUGGGCCGGUGCUCUCAGGUGACGGUAGCUUACCUGAGCCCUCUGGUCCUGAGGAAGGAGCUGGAGAGUCUGCUGGAGAACGAGGGCGAGUCGGUGCUGGCCCAGCCUCAGUUCCUGGACAGCCACUCCAUCAUCUUCUGGAACCUGGUGUGGUACUUCCAGCGCCUCGGCCUCCACAACCUGCUGCAGCUGGUCCGAGCAUCGCCGCUGGUCAGCCAGUUCACGCAGUCGGAGAACUCGGCAGUGAGGGUCCCUCUGUGGGACACUCUGACCCCCGACACUGACCAGUGGCCUCCGCUCUACGUCCUCUGGAGGAUCCACAGUGGCGUCCCGAUGGGAAACUACAGCUGGCGGCGACACAAACACCCGUUCACGCUGUCCUUCCUGGAGGAGGUGCUGCGGUGGGUCGGCAUGAACGAGGUGCACAAGGCCGUCACGCUCUUCCUGGACACGCUGGCCAAACAGCAGGGAUCUCCGAGGAUCCAGAGGAGUCUGUACAGAGAGUUCCUCUUCCUCACUCUGGCAGCUAUGGGCAAAGAUCAUGUCGCUGCGUUCGAUAAGAAGUACAAGGCGGCAUACUCCCGGCUCAGCGGCACUCUGGGUCGAGAGGAGCUCCGGAAGAAGCGAGCUCAGCCUCCGAGCCCCAAAGCCGUCGACUGCAGACGCAGCUUCCACCCGCCUCUUGAAUGCUGAAGAAGCUAAAACCUCCCUGCAGUGUUGGAUCCCCGCUGCCUUCGCCUGCUCGUGUUCUUCACCUCUCUGCUGCCUCCUGGUGGAUGUCGGGGCAACAUGCCCCUUCCUGCCCUCUGUACCUCUGUCGCCUCGUCGGUGUGAAUCCAGCUGCUCCACGCCUCCAUUAAAGAACCUGAAAGUCGAUCUGGCAGCAGCAGACGGAGCUACAAACUCGACUGAAAUGCACUUUUCUAAACUGAGCUGUGAUCUGUGCAGGAAACGGUUAGAAGCUGCAUGUCUAGAAGGGUCGGUUUUUGUUUUAACUACACAACACGAUGAUAACCUGUUGACCUGCAGGAGCUUGAGGGAACGUUUUAACCACAGAGUUGCAGGAUUCACUACUUUUAGUUUGAUCAUGGAGGACAUUUAGGAUUUUAUGAGGAAAAAGGUGAAGUAAGGAUUAAAAAAGAAGUCUCCGUGUGUUUGGCUGUAAGGAUGAUCCAGGCAGCGAAGGUCAGUUUUUCAAAGGGAAUAAGGUAAGUAACCAGCAUCCAUCUUUAAACACACAGGAAGCAGAAGUCUUCACACUCCAGAAAUCUUCCAAAAAGUCGAUCCCACUGCUGAGCGUGAAGCUGAAGUUAAGAAUCCACUGGAGAAACAAACACAAGGAGCUGCCUCAAAGUUUGGAUCUUCCAGAAGCUGUUGGGUUGUUUUAAAAUGAAACUGCAGCACAGUUUGAACUCUUUCUGAUUUGAUCAAAGCGGCCAAGAAGUGAAGAAUUCGCUUGGAUCAUCCUCAUCACCGGCUCUCAAAGAUUUAAGUUCAGCAAAACAGGAAAGAUUGGAUUUUUUUUAAGAAUCUUGUUGGAAGCUCAACUGGUUUGUCUCACAAUUGUUUUCAUUCCUCCAAACAUCAUAAAUUCUUUUGUUCACAUCCUAUCUACAACCUAGAAGAAACACUGAUUACUCCUCAAACAAAUUGCUGAUUCCAUUCCAAAAGGUUCUGUGCUUUUAGAGAGUUUGGAGGGUGAAAUAAUCUCUGUGGAAGGUGGAUUUUCAUGCUGGAAAAACAAAAACAUCCAAUAUUUCUUCUUCAGAUUCUCCUGUCUAAAACCACCAACACAAAGCUCUGCUUCUUUGAAAAAUGCAUCUGGUAAAUCCCUAAAAGAUCUUUCAAAAUAAGGAAAAAGACGCCUGGUUUCACCUUCCUGUCUGCUUGUUUGUUUGUUUGUUUGUUUGUUUGCUAACAGUUUGCUCCAGGGCGCCUCGGCAGCAGCAGCAGAUUCAAACCUGCCAUUUUUAGUCAAGCUCAGUCACAGUCAGCCUGAAUUUAGAACAACAAACAAACACUGGAAAUAGAAAAACAUCUUCUUUUCACUCUUUAAAUUAGAGCUGAAGGUGAGUCGAUGAAACUAAUAAUUCAUUUUCAGAUCCAGCUCCUCGUUUGUGUCUGUUUGCUGAACUCGAAAAUAACGAUUUACUUAAAGACGCUUAAACCUUCUGCCCCAAAACACACAGUUAAAAAUCUACCUUUUUUUCAGCUUCUUUCUCAUAAAUGUCGUUUUUGUGUUCUUUCUUUUAUUUUAGGAUAUCAAACUCUGAGAAAUAAAAUUCAGUGUGAAUCUCAUUUAAAAACUCUCUCCUCUGUGCAGGAGAUAUUUGCAGAAUAUUUAAAAGCACUCAUCAAAGAAAAGUGAUUUAAAUUUGGUAACUUUUAUUCUUUGAGAUGCGACCUGGAAAAUGUGGUUUGAAGAGUGUUUGCAGAUUCUGUAAAUAUCAUCAGAGCUUUAAACUCUAAAAAAAAGAAGCAGCUUCAUGCAAACUUCUAAUCUUCUGCACAAAACUAGGUUUCAGCUGCUGCUUGGUUUCUCAUUAAAGGAGCAGUUUGAGAUUUUCACAUCAGUUUGUGCUGCAGCCGAGCAGCCCGGAGCUAAACUGCUGUGUCUCUGCAAUCAGUGACUCAAAGUGGACGUCUGCUGUCGGAGUUUAGUUUUCUGUGCUGAGGACCUGAAAGUUCAGAGAGCGAAGGACGUUUCAGUGCAGCAGAUCUGACUGAUGAAACAACCCCAUUCUGUAUAUUCUGUUUCAAUGCACCGGACUGCCGCUGAUCUACAUUUAAAGGAAUUCACUGACCUCCGUCGACUGUUUUAUUCGUCGAGUUGGAGCAGCCAGUGCAGACGGGACGAGUGUAUUUAAAACUGAUAAUUGUGUUUGCUGUUGUAAUUUAUAUCUGGCUGUGAUUUCAGUUGUAAAUGUUUGUUUUUAUAAGAAAAAAACUGAAAUAAAAGAGCGUUGAAGCCAAAA
Molecule: messenger RNA, 6846 nt
Organism: Acanthochromis polyacanthus (spiny chromis)
Lineage: Eukaryota; Metazoa; Chordata; Actinopteri; Pomacentridae
Product: DENN domain-containing protein 4B
Biological process (GO): regulation of Rab protein signal transduction
Cellular component (GO): cytoplasmic vesicle
Molecular function (GO): protein binding
Source: RefSeq, a predicted model, not a curated record